Messenger RNA from Fusarium verticillioides 7600, 1164 nucleotides. RefSeq names its product alcohol dehydrogenase. The transcript has 6 exons. The record is from RefSeq and is a predicted model, not a curated record. NCBI's taxonomy places the organism in Eukaryota, Fungi, Ascomycota, Sordariomycetes, Hypocreales, Nectriaceae. Bases 1 to 1164 code for a protein of 387 amino acids. Gene Ontology annotation, molecular function: oxidoreductase activity; zinc ion binding.
AUGACUACUACCCAAACUAUGAAGGCUGUCAACUACCAAGGCCCUUACAAGGUCAAGGUUCAGGAGAUAGAACUCCCUAAGCUGGAGCAUCCUGACGACGUCAUUGUCAAGGUUACGACUGCUGCUAUCUGUGGCUCCGACUUGCACAUGUAUGAAGGCCGAACAGCAGCAGAACCCGGCAUUACUUUUGGUCAUGAGAACAUGGGCAUCGUUGAACAGCUUGGCGAAGGUGUCACGCUGCUGAAGAAAGGAGAUCGAGUCGUCAUGCCCUUCAACGUCGCUGAUGGCCGAUGCCGUAACUGUGAAGAGGGAAGAACUGCUUUCUGCACUGGUGUCAACCCCGGAUUUGCCGGAGGUGCUUAUGGUUAUGUCGCCAUGGGCCCUUAUCGAGGAGGACAGGCUCAGUAUAUCCGAGUUCCUUAUGCUGACUUUAACGCUCUCAAGCUCCCUGCUGGCAAGGAGCAUGAAGCUGAUUUUAUUCUGUUGGCGGAUAUCUUCCCCACCGGAUGGCACGGUGUUGAAAUUUCUGGUUUCCGAUCAGGCGAGAGCGUCGCUGUCUUCGGCGCCGGCCCCGUCGGUCUCAUGGCCGCUUACUCCGCCGUUCUUCGUGGCGCAUCCAGAGUAUUCGUCGUUGACCGUGUUCCUGAGCGCCUUCAAGCCGCUGAGAAAAUUGGCUGCACGCCCAUCGACUUUUCAAAGGGAGAUGCUGUUGACAUGAUCAUCAAGGCUAACGAUGGAGAGGAGGUUGAUCGUUCUGUUGAUGCUGUCGGCUACCAGGCUGUCAGUAAGAGCGGCGAUACUGAGCAGCCCAAUAUCGUGUUGGAAAACAUGAUUCGAGUGACCAGAGCUUGUGGUGGACUGGGUAUUCCAGGCCUGUACGUCCCUAGUGAUCCUGGCGCUUCUGACGAAGCUUCGGCCAAGGGUAUGAUCAGUCUUAGCUUCGGCAAGUUAUUCGAAAAGGGGCUUACUAUCGGCACUGGCCAAUGUAAUGUCAAGUCUUACAACAGAUAUCUCCGAGACCUUAUUAUUUCUGGUCGCGCCAAGCCCAGCUUCGUUGUCUCGCAUGAGAUCAAUAUUGAAGAAGCUGAAGUGGCCUACGAGAAGUUUGAUAAGCGAAUCGACGGAUAUACGAAAGUUCUUAUCCAUCCUAAUGGUGGUUUCUAG